Messenger RNA from Schistocerca americana (American grasshopper), 7884 nucleotides. RefSeq names its product fibroblast growth factor receptor 3-like. The record is from RefSeq and is a predicted model, not a curated record. NCBI's taxonomy places the organism in Eukaryota, Metazoa, Arthropoda, Insecta, Orthoptera, Acrididae. Gene Ontology annotation, molecular function: ATP binding; transmembrane receptor protein tyrosine kinase activity. The transcript has 24 exons. Gene Ontology annotation, biological process: positive regulation of kinase activity; multicellular organism development; cell surface receptor protein tyrosine kinase signaling pathway. The coding region runs from base 235 to 4170 and encodes 1311 amino acids. Gene Ontology annotation, cellular component: signaling receptor complex.
UGGUCGUGGCUGAGCUCGCGUACGCCGCUGGGACUGCUCGCUGACGGACCGGCGCGCGUCUGUGCGGGAGGGGGGCGGACUGGCGUCUGCCGCUGCCGCUGCCGGCUAGCUUUGUGCGCGCGACGGACCUGUGACUGACUGCCGUGCGCUUGUAAACACUUGUGAACUGACGAAGAGACACAGAGUGCUGCUCGUGUGUGUAUACUCUCGGUCGGCGGUGUCUGCGACCGUUUGAUGUCUGGGCACCGUGACGGUGACAGCGCCAUGGCGUCGACGUUGGGACGAUUAGCGCUGGCGUGCCUGCUGUUGCUCGCGACAGCGGUACAAGCGCGUCCCGCCACCAGAUACAUCCUGCUCGGGUCGGAGCACGCGGCGGUGAGCGUGCAGCUGGGAGACACGGUGCGCCUCGAGUGCUCCCACCACCACCAGCACCAGCAGCAGCAGCAGCAGCAGACCCUGCCGCAGCCCGCGGCGCCGCUGUGGUUCCGCGACGGCCGCCGCCUGCACACGGCGCUGCCGCGGCUCACCAUCGCCAGGCACUGGCUAAACAUAAAAUCCGUGAAGUGUAGUGAUGCUGCAAAGUACAGCUGCUAUCUCGAAACGGACAAUGGAAGAUUAUGGCAAAACAUUACGGUAGCAGUCAACGAUAUGAACUGCCAAAAAGCUGUAAAUACAAAGCGAGCGUCCCUAAAUCAAGAGAGCUCCACAAGCAAAGCUGACUUGAUGCCUGUCGAGGGCUCAGGGAGCAUUCUCGGUGCAAGUGGCAUGGGAACUCAGCACGGGACCCCAGCCGAAUCCGUGGACUAUGUUUCAGAUGAAGAUGCUGUAGAAGGUAGCUUUAUCCAUGCUGAGGUACCUUUGAGGAUGCAAAAGACAAAGGUUGCUAUUAUAGGAAGUUCACCUGUUCUUGACUGUGGUGUUCCAGAGGAAGCUGAAAGUAAUAUUACUUGGAUAAAACAUGAUACAAAUGAAAUUCCUAGCAUUGAUCUGGACAAUAUCCCUGAUGAAUAUGUUAUCAAGUUUGGCCCACAUCAGCUACUAGAGCUUCAGGAUAUCAAUGUGGAUGAUGCUGGCUGGUACACAUGUAUAGCUUGCUCACUGCACUGUCAAGCAGUUACAACAAUUUGGCUCCAAUUAGAUCAUGCUAUGUCACUUAUUGCUGAUUCAGAAGUGGACACAUCUGUGGAUACCAAUAUAUCUCUACAAGAUAUAGAUGUGUCAGAAGAGCAGAAACUUUAUGGUUCUACAACAUAUUUAAAAUCACCAGUGUUCUCAAAACCAAACAAGAUGCAUCCUCUAAACAUAAAGGCAGCAGGCAGUUCUCUCAAUCUGAAAUGUCAAGCAGAUGGAGAUCCAACUCCAAACAUCACAUGGUAUAAAGAUGGAGGGAGUUUAGAUCACAACUUGGAGGUGACAUAUAAACGAUGGUCCAUUAAUCUUGAGAAGUUGCAGGCUUCUGAUUCUGGAAAUUACACUUGUAUUGUCUGCAAUGUAAAUGGAUGCAUAAAUUUCACCCAUAUAGUGGAAGUUAUUGACAAACACUCUGGGAGGCAGUUUCCUCACUACAUCAAGAACAUAACAGCUGCUGUAAAUACAACAACUGAACUGAAAUGCGUCCCUGUCAUGGAUAACCAAGCACACAUUCUGUGGCAACGUGUAGCCAGUUGUCCAAGCAGUAAUACUGAUAGUGCUUCAGAGUCAGUGUUUCCACCACAGCCUAGGGGCAGCCAACAUCUGCUGAUUAUUCCAAACAUAACACACAACAGUGAGGGCUGGUAUGAGUGCAUCACAACCAUCAAAACUGGAAGCAUUUUUACCUGUGUCUACCUACAAGUGAUUGACGAACAUUUUACCUAUACUGGUAAGACAGCUCAGGUAGAAAGAAAGAAGGUUGCUGUCGUUGGGAGUUCUCCGACACUCACCUGUGAUGUCCCACCUGGACCUGACGUUCAUGUUCGCUGGAUAAAGCACAAUACCAGAAGACUGCCUUUCAAAGAUUUAAAUAAUAUACCUUCUCAGUACAUUGUUUCAUCUGAUAAAAGUGGCCAGUUGUUGCUCCAGCGUAUAAGCUUGGAUCAUGCUGGAUGGUACACGUGUUUGGUAUGCAACAGACAGUGCACUUUCUCUGGUACCACAUGGCUUCAAGUCAACCCAGCUUUAUCUCAACUGGGAGCUGCAGAAGCAGAUGAUUCUCAUGAUGUUGAUGGGCCUGACAGAGAGACUGAUCUUCUGUCUAAGCCAGGUUCUGUAAAUGCUACAGGGGAUUUAAAACCACCAACUUUUGUAAAACCUAACACUAUGCAUCCUGUAAUCAUGAAGCCUGCUGGAAACACUUUGCGUCUCAAAUGUCAAGCUGAUGGAAAUCCAAGUCCAAAUAUUACUUGGUACAAAAAUGGUGUGACCCCAGAACGCCAUUUAGGUGUUAUAUCAUAUAGGCGAUGGUCAAUGAAUUUAGAAGAUCUGACAACUUUUGAUUCUGGCAAUUACAGUUGUGUUGUCUGCAAUGAACUGGAGUGUAUCAACCACACAUUUAAAGUGGAUGUUAUUGAACGGUAUCCACACAGACCUUAUAUACACAGCGCCGAAAAUAAGACAGCUGUUGUGAACACUACUGCUGAGUUAACAUGUACUACAGUCUCAGACCUUGAACCACAUAUCCAGUGGCUACGUGUUGAAUCUUGUCCAAGUGGUGAUAUUGAUGAUGCAGAUGAUAUUCCCAAUGCAACACUUCUUCCUCAGCCAGAAGAUGAUCCUCAGACACUGGUUCUUCAUAAUGUCACAUAUGAUGAUGAAGGAUGGUACACAUGUAUAGCAGCAAAUAGCUUGGGAACCACUUAUGCAAGUGCAUACCUGAAAGUUGUUGAUGCUCUGGAAGUCAAUGACCCAACCAUCACCAUCACUCAGCGUCCACAUCCAAUGUUAGUCAACACGCUUGUCGGUGUUUUAUGUGCUAUAUUUUUUGUUGGAAUGUUUUCAAUGGUAUGCAUCUUCAAGAAGCUCAACAGGGAGAAGAAACAAAAACUGCAAGCUAUUGAAAUUGCUGCAAGAGCUGCUGUGGUAACACAGUGGACUAAGAAAGUUAUUGUUGAAAAACAGCAGUUAUCAAAUGCACAGAACACACAGGAACCCCUGCUAAUGCCAAUUGUGAAAAUAGAGAAGCAAAAGUCACAUGGUCAGACAAACACAUCCUCUGGUUCUGACUUAAUGAUAUCUGAGUACGAACUUCCUUUGGAUUCUGAGUGGGAAUUUCCAAGGGAACUACUUACUCUUGGUAAAUCAUUGGGUGAAGGUGCUUUUGGAAAAGUAGUCAAAGCUGAGGCACAAGGAAUUGUAAAACAUGGAGUCAGUACUAUUGUAGCAGUUAAAAUGUUAAAAGAGGGGCACACUGAUGCUGAGAUGAUGGAUUUAGUGUCAGAAAUGGAAAUGAUGAAGAUGAUUGGCAAGCAUAUUAACAUCAUUAACUUGUUAGGUUGUUGCACUCAAGAUGGUCCAUUAUAUGUAGUUGUGGAAUAUGCCCCACAUGGCAAUCUUCGAGAUUUCUUACGACAACGAAGACCAUCCUCUGGAUAUGAACCAGCUAUUGGUACUGACCUCAAAGAGAAAAACACACUGACUCAAAAAGAUCUUGUUUCAUUUGCAUACCAAGUUGCAAGAGGAAUGGAGUAUCUAGCAUCAAGAAGGUGCAUCCAUAGGGAUCUAGCAGCAAGAAAUGUUCUUGUAAGUGAUGAAUAUAUUCUCAAAAUUGCUGAUUUUGGUCUGGCAAGAGAUAUACACUGUCAUGACUACUACCGUAAAACUACUGAUGGAAGGUUACCUGUGAAAUGGAUGGCACCUGAGGCCUUAUUCCAUAGGGUAUACACAACUCAGUCUGAUGUGUGGUCAUAUGGUAUACUGUUAUGGGAGAUAAUGACUCUUGGGGGAACUCCAUAUCCUUCAGUUCCCAGUGUUGAGAAACUUUUUCAACUAUUGAGAAGUGGCCACAGAAUGGAGAAGCCACCAUGCUGUUCCCUGGAAAUAUACAUGCUAAUGAGGGAUUGCUGGAACUAUCAGCCAAAUGAAAGACCCAUGUUCAGUGAACUGGUUGAAGAUUUGGACAGAAUACUCACAAUUACAGCAAAUGAGGUAGUGUAUUGUAAUAACGGAAAUUUUGAAACUACUGAGCAACAAUGAGGUGGAUGGUGCAUGCUCAAGGAAUACCUUGAUCUUGGGCUGCCACAACUAGACACCCCACCAUCGAGUCAAGAAUCUUGUCAAGAAUCAAGUGAUGAUGAAGAAAAGUUUCCCAGUCUUUUGUGAUUAACUACUUCAGAUGAUAUGUGUGAUGCUCAAAGCAACUACUGCAAGUGAAAAGUCCCAGAGACUUAAAGCUUCAGUUAUGUGCCUGAAUAAACAUGUAAAUUUAUUUAUUGACUGUUAUGCUGUGAAGUGAAAAAAUGAAAGGAAGAAGCACAUUAUGUAUUUGUUAUGUGUGUGUGUGUGUGUGUGUGUGUGUGUGACAGAAGGUGGAGGAGGGGAGAGAGAGAGAGAGAGAGAGAGAUAGAGAGAGAGAACGAAUAUUGAGAAGUACAGAUAUUUUUUUUACAUUUUGUGCUGAAGUUAUUGAACUUAUUUUGUUUUGUGUUAUUGAUUGAAUGUGCUCACUGUGGUGAAAAACUUUCUGUAUUUGAAUUCACAGUGGAGCUUAAAUGUGUUGUAUGCAUCACUAAUGAUGUUGCCACAAAAGACUGAGAAGAACGCGAUGACAAACAUUAUCUAAAUGGAACAGAAGAUUCAUUUAACAACACAAAAAUGUACAUUUGUGAAACUACUGCAGCAUAAAAGUGAAAGUGAAAUUUUCAUUACUAGUCGUUUAUUAUUUAAUAAGUGCAACUCCAUGACACUUGCAGCUAGACAGUGAGAGAAAUGAUCAUUGUAGAAAGAGGAACUAAUGGGCUGGCAGUGUCACUGAGUGGAGAAAUUCACUCAAUAUUAAUGUUAAAUAGUUUCACCAAUGAAACUGCCUUAUCAGUAUAUAAUAAUGAAAGUACAAAGCAUAACCUCUAAUUAACAUUGCUACAAGUAAUAAUAAAAAUUUAUUUUUAGGUUGUAACAAAACAAUUAGGGCAUUACUUGUUGUAAUUUUUUGUAAAUCUGUGUUCCUCUUAGCUGUUAGUCUCUUUGUACAUAUAGAGUUUCAUAGUUAUACAAUACAUUGUUGUUACCAGAAAUUAUCAUGAAGCAAUUGUUCUGUUUACAUUUAAGUUUUCAACAGAUCUCGGGCUCAAUGAAUAUAUAUCUUUAUACCCAAGCAAUUACAUAUUACUAGCUAUAAUAUUCUGCCUGCAGACUUUCCCUUUGGUUUUUCAAAGAGGGGACAGUGGGGAUCCCAUGGUAUAAAGUCCACUUAGAAGUAUGAGGACAACUGAAAGUAAAUUGGCAGCUUCACCUGAUAUGUAAUGCUGCUAACAACAGAAAUAAGUCUUGAGUUUUAUACUUUAUAUCAAUUAUUCACUAUGGUUAAGAAAAAUUAGCAGAAAAGGGUGCAGAGCUACUGGAUGUACAAGCUGAAAAUGCAUCUCUGAGUCGAAUUCAUGGAUAAUGCCUAUAACUGAUCACACAGUGCGCUCUGUUCACUCAUUUUCAAACAUGUUAAAAACACACAACAACAAAGAAAACACUGUGCUCAACAGUGUCACUGUCACUGUUAGAGUUCUAUUCAAACAAUAAGAUUGCCAGAGCUGAAGAAAAAAACUAUUUUUCUGGCUCUUGUUCCUGUGGAUGCUGGACUGUCCAGUUUAGUGCCAAAGAACGACUGUGAAGAUAAUAUACACCCUACAAUGUAUUUGAUCAAAUUAGUUCAUGUUUAUGAAUUAUUGGAAAUCUUCUGCUGAUAUAAGCACAAAUAACUGCCUUACCUUAUAGUCACCUUACAACUUCAUUGUCAUUUGUUAUUGUAAUUAACCAGAUGAGUGGGGGACAGUGGUUAUGUCUUAACAUACCACUACAAGAUGACCUGUUAAAAUAUAUAUUCCAAAUUUUAUAUUACAAAAAUAUGCUAUUAUAUUAACUAAAAAGUUGUUCAUUUUCUUAAUUUUGUAAUCAAUAGAUUAUUUGGCAUAACAUCACCAAAAGAAUAAUAUCAAAACUUCAUCUCAUCACACUUAGACAGGAUUUUCAGUUACUGAGCAGCUUUUAAAAUUUAAGAACACUAUAAUGUUUAAACAGACAUACAAAAGUAUGAAUAUAUCCAUUACCUACCAAUAAACCUAUGUUUGUUUUGUUGUAAACAUAAACCUACCACAAGACUUUUUCUUUUUACAAAAUAGUGAUUUUAAAAUUAUUCACCAUUAUCUCUUGCACUGUUGAAAAUAACAACAUAUAUUGUGCAGUUGACUUCAAACUUCCGAAAAGGAGGUCACACUUAAGAAUAUUGCAGCAUUAUUAAGUUAUUAAAUUCAGCUUUUCAUUUCUUGAAUAAUAAAUGAUAAUUUGAAAAAAUGCAACAUGAGUAACUAAAAAAGAGACAUUCAUAUACAAAUACUGCUGCUGCUUCAGUUGCUUAGUAACUCUGAAAUUACUUCAUUAAAUCUUUUGAUAUAAUCUGUAGUGCUAAAUUUAGUGAAGUCCAUUGACCUUCAUCUGUUAUUAAAAACUUCUAAAAUGUUGGCUUUAAUCCAUAGUUUAAUGCAAGAGGUAGUUCCUAACACUUAAACAUUAGAAAAAAAAUAGGCCUAUGUUAUUUUCACGUGUCAAAACAGGAAAUUGUAAUGUGGAAGUGCACUUGUGAUAUUGUUACUAUUACAAUGUGCUUGUCUCAGUCAUAUAAAGUGGAGUAGGGUGUGAUGAGGAACAUGUACAUGUUCUUGUUGUAAUAUCUUUUCUGUUUAAUUUCACAUUAUUUUUCUUUUCAUUCAUAAAUCUGUCCAAAGAGAUCUGCAGCAUGUUUACUUCUGUCAUAUCAGUUUUAAUUCUGUCCCAUUUAUCUGAUGUUUCAAUGCAGCUAAACACUAUACUUCAUACAUAACCUCAAGUAAAAUAUUUCAUUAUUCAAGUAAAUUAUCCAACUAUUAAACUUGUUUUCAUUAAUCACUUUAAACUGUUAUGAAGGAGAAAAUGGCAUAUAUUUGGCAGUACCAAAUAAAUGCAUCUGUUGGCUGUCUGUACACAAGGAAUGAUGCUUGCAUUUCACAGUUUUAAUUAUGGGCAUUUCACCAUUACUUUUUGUUAUAAGUAUUAGGCUGUUAGGGAACAAGUCACCUUGUACAAUGUAAGGUAGUCAGAAAUUUGGCUCAGGAAUGUUCAGCACUAAAAAAUGAUCAACAGAGUGAAUUUCUGCAUUGCUCUUGCAAAUCUGGAGCCCUACUAUUACAUUAGAAACAUAGUGCCUAAUGGAGGAGCUGCUAGUUACAGGUUUUAACUUAAAACUGACAAUAAUGUUAUUAAGUGAAUGUAAUAUUCAGUAUUAUUUAGUUUCUUUUAAGUUAUUCAAAUCCACGAAGGCAUUUCUACUGUUGGUCAGAAGGGCAGCUAUAUCAAUAAUUCAUAUUCUUUCUCUAGCUAUAACAUUAUAUAGAAAAUUGUUAAUAAAAUGUAUCAACUUUACUCAAACUACCUUUAUUGGGUUGAACAUAUUUUACACUGAAACAUAUUUGUGUGAGCUGUUCUACACCAAUAUCUAUCUAAUUUUUAAAACUAAUUACUUGGAUUUCUCAAAUCAAAACUGGAUCUGAAAUUUUGGGCCAAAGUGUCAUAGACUCUUUAAAGUUUAUCCAGUGUUCUGCAUUUAUAGCGAGUUAUACUGAAACAGUUUUGGAUUAUAUACACGUCAAAUGAGAUAUAACCAAGUUUGUAUAGAAUUUUCAAUUAUGUACAUAAAACAAUAAAGAACUGUUUUAAUAAAUGUUA